Messenger RNA from Gambusia affinis (western mosquitofish), 3512 nucleotides. RefSeq names its product choline dehydrogenase, mitochondrial-like. The transcript has 11 exons. Gene Ontology annotation, cellular component: mitochondrial inner membrane. The record is from RefSeq and is a predicted model, not a curated record. Bases 475 to 2292 code for a protein of 605 amino acids. Lineage: Eukaryota; Metazoa; Chordata; Actinopteri; Cyprinodontiformes; Poeciliidae. Gene Ontology annotation, molecular function: flavin adenine dinucleotide binding; choline dehydrogenase activity.
UAUUUGGUGUUGUUUGCAAAGACUCUGCAACAGAAAGCAAAAAACAUUAAGCAUUCUCACUGUCUCCAGAUUUCAAAACAAUACUAUAAAUCAGUGUUUCCUAGCACUGAUCCUCAGGGCUCCUGCCCAGCACGUUUUGGAUGUUUCCCUGCUUCAGCACACCUGAUUUCAAUUGAUGGCUGAUGAACAGGUCUCAGCUGAAAACCAAUCAUCUGCAUUAAGUGUGUUAAAGAUAUUAUUUGAUUGGCUAUUAGAGUCCUGAUCCACACUCCAAUUGGUGGCUGUAAUGCACCAUUACGUUACUUAGCAACGGCCAAUAAAUACUACAAGAAGAACAAGAAGAAGAAAAAUAAGGCUCGUUAAAGCAGGGAAACGUGUAACACAGAGAGGGCAAUGUGCCUGGAGGAGCAGGGUUGGGAAACACUACUAUAAAUAAAAUGCUUUUCAAAGUUCAUAAAGGAAGGGUCCCCCAAAAUGUCGUCUUUGGCCAUGAUGGGCCAAGCAGGAGCCCAGAGACUUGCGACAGGAACCUGGAGAAGAUUCAUGAAGGACGGCAGAUGUUUCACUACCUCAGCUUCUCACCGGAACGCUUCAGCCUCACCUGCAGCCAAUCAGAAAACCCCAUCCUAUAGCUAUGUGGUCAUUGGGGCAGGGUCAGCAGGUUGCGUCCUUGCCAAUCGCCUGACAGAAGACGCCCAGGAGUCCGUGUGUCUGUUGGAGGCCGGACCCAAGGACAAGUGGCUGGGAAGCUCCCGACUCUCGUGGAAGAUCCACAUGCCAGCCGCGCUGACCUACAACCUCUGUGAUGACAAGUAUAACUGGUUCUACCACACGUUACCUCAGGCCCACAUGGACAACAGGGUGCUGUACUGGCCCAGGGGUCGAGUCUGGGGAGGAUCCUCCUCACUCAAUGCCAUGGUUUACAUCCGUGGGCAUGCAGAGGACUACAACCGCUGGCAGAGAGAGGGUGCAGAGGGAUGGGACUAUGAGCAUUGUCUGCCUUACUUCAGAAAAGCUCAGUGCCAUGAACUGGGAGAAAACAGGUACAGAGGUGGCAGCGGACCUCUUCACGUGUCCAGAGGAAAGACCAACCAUCCCCUGCACAAGGCUUUUAUCGAAGCAGGCCAGCAGGCAGGAUACCCCUUCACUGAUGACAUGAAUGGAUUUCAACAGGAAGGCGUUGGCUGGAUGGACAUGACCAUCUACAAAGGGAAGAGAUGGAGCACUGCCAGCGCCUACCUCAGACCUGCACUGGGUCGGCCCAAUCUGAAGACGGAAGUGCACUGCAUGACCACCAAGAUCUUGUUUGAUGGCAAGCGGGCUGUGGGGGUGGAGUACGUGCAGAACGGAGAGAAAAAGAGAGUGUUUGCAGAUAACGAAGUGAUCUUGAGCGGAGGAGCCAUCAAUUCCCCUCAGCUUCUCAUGCUGUCUGGUGUGGGAAAUGCAGAUGAACUGAAAGACCUAGGUAUUCCUGUCAUUCAGCACUUGCCAGGCGUUGGUAAUAAUCUGCAGGACCACCUGGAGCUGUACGUCCAGCAGCAGUGCACUCAGCCCAUCACCUUGUACAAGGCGCAGAAACCUUUCCACAUGAUCAAGAUUGGCCUCGAGUGGCUCACUCUUUUUACCGGGUACGGAGCUACAGCCCACUUGGAGAGUGGAGGCUUUAUCCGCAGUCGACCUCACGUCCCACACCCUGACAUUCAGUUUCAUUUUCUGCCUUCGCAAGUUAUUGACCACGGCCGGGUUCCUUCAAAGAUAGAAGCGUAUCAGGUUCAUGUUGGACCAAUGAGAAGCACUAGCAUUGGCUGGAUGAAGCUGAAAAGUCCCAAUCCCACGGAUCACCCAAUUCUCCAGCCAAACUAUCUCUCCACUGAUAUUGAUGUGUGGGAAUUCAGGGAGUGCGUCAAACUGUCCAGAGAAGUUUUCGCACAGAGUGCCUUCGACCAGUUCCGCGGUCCCGAGGUCCAGCCCGGUCUCCAGGUGCAAUCGGACGCCGACAUCGACGCUUUCGUCCGCCAGAAGGCCGACAGCGCCUACCAUCCCUCCUGCACCUGCAAAAUGGGGUCCGCCUCCGAUCCGAUGGCGGUGGUGGACUCGAGCGCACGCGUCCUGGGUCUGGAGCGACUGCGGGUUGUCGACGCUUCCAUCAUGCCCAGCAUUGUGAGCGGGAACCUGAACGCCCCUACGAUCAUGAUGGCAGAGAAAGCAGCCGACAUGAUCAGAGGUCGGCCUCCUCUGGUGGACCCCGGGGUUCCCGUGUACCGGCCCCCGACGCUCGAAACGCAGAGAUGAUCGGCCGAUUCGGUGAUUUAACUAUAAGGAUCUCUGAGGUGGGAGCAGCAGGGAAUUUAAUCAACAAAAAUCAAAAAAUGUGACUUAGUUUUGUUUAAGCUUUGCGUUGAAGUGAAGGAUUUAGCAUGAAGUUUGAUAUGCAGGCAGCCUGUUGGUUGGGACCAACACACUAAGACAUCAUCCAUCAUUCUAAAAGUAGACAUUAUUACAGCCUGCCACGUAGCAGCUGUGCAGUAAAUGCAAAUUGCUUUUUGCAGAAUCUCAACAGUACCUGGAAGAGCCUUAUCAACUGAACACUCAGUGUUUUUGUUUAAAUCUACUAAUACAUGAGGACGUAAGGGGAAUGCUGUUUGCACCAACAACAUGGUUCAUCUCAAUUCGCUGUAUCCACAGCUGGAAUUGUUUUAAGUUUAAGUAUUAUGGAGCAACAUGGGAAACACCAACAAAGCAAAGAUCAGACUCUAUGGCAUUUGGUUCUGCUUGAAGUAUUAUUGUCACGUUAAUUAUGAUUUAUGCCUUUCUGAUAUGAAGGUUUAACUAAAGUGCAAGGUUCUGUUUUCCCUCUUGUCUACCGAUCAGCUUAUUUCCUGCAGACCUGCAGCCGUUCAGUUCAGCUCUUUUUCAUAGGUCUGUUUGCACACUGUUCAAGAUAACAGGAAGGCAAUCGCUGCUUAGUUUCUGUUCCAGUUAGCCUUAUCUCAAAAAAGGGACGUUUUUAGUGCAAGACAUUCGCCAGUUUGCUCGCACGGUUGCUUUUGUGUUAGAAAAAGAUUGGUGCUGAUUAGAUUGGCCUGCAUAGCCGCCCACAUCAGCAUUUUUUAUUUGAGAAAAGCUGGAACGACACUUGUUUUCUGGCAUAUGUCUUAAAGACGUUAUCUUUUUUUUUAACCAAAAAAAAGCAAAAGCUUUAAAACAUAUAUAAAUGUGAAAAAGGAAGCAACUUAAGAUUUUGUGAGCAAAAAAUAACUGCCCUUUUCAGUCUCUAACACUAGCAGAUCUGUUUACACUAACGUACAAGAGUUGGUUUUUUUUGUUUUGGGGGUGGGGGUUGUUUCCUAGAUUGCAGCUGUUGCAUUUUAGGGCAAAGAAGCAGUUAAAGGGCAAAUACUAUUUUUACAUAUUUUCCUUCUCAAUUGUGUUCAGUUAGUUUCAAUGCAUUUUUAUACUGCUUGGUCUCAAGGCUCUGUUCUUCUUUUUGCUUGUAAUAGUUCAUUUCAUAA